Molecule: messenger RNA, 823 nt
Organism: Tricharina praecox
Lineage: Eukaryota; Fungi; Ascomycota; Pezizomycetes; Pezizales; Pyronemataceae
Product: ESCRT-II complex subunit-domain-containing protein
Exons: 4
Coding region: 139-690 (183 amino acids)
Biological process (GO): protein transport to vacuole involved in ubiquitin-dependent protein catabolic process via the multivesicular body sorting pathway
Cellular component (GO): ESCRT II complex
Molecular function (GO): structural molecule activity; protein homodimerization activity
Source: RefSeq, a predicted model, not a curated record
AUCUCGUGAAACUACGUUUGUUUGGCGCAGAGUGAUAGUCGUGCAUCCUCCACGCGCGCCACGCCUGCUAUCUAGUGCGGUUACAUCCGCCCAUAGGUAGCUCCCAGGCACCCACCAAGCUUCCCCACUACACUUACGAUGUCGACGGCCAUGAGCCCCGCGAGCACAACCACGAUCUUCCCGCCACUAUACUCCUUCCCUCCCUUCUUCACUAGACAGCCCAACGCGGCAACCUGGACCGCGCAACGCACCGGCUGGAUCUCGUUUAUCCACCUGUACUGCCGCACACAUAAACUAUGGCGGCUGCACGUAGCCGACGCUCUCGACACGGAGCUGUUCCGUAACGCUACCCUCGGACGCCAGCUGAAACUUAAAGAUGCUAUGGAGGUCCUUGAGGGCAUGGUGGCCGAGGGAGGCGCCGAGUGGGCGGAUAAGGAGAAGACUACCGUCAUCGUGCUGUGGAGACGACAUGAAGAGUGGGGGAAUGUUAUAUAUGAUUGGAUCGAUGCGACGGGGCAGAAGGGCACUGUUCUUACGCUGUAUGAAAUCGCGCAUGGCGAUUUGACGCUGGAUCAAGAGUUCCACGGGAUAGAGGAGACAGUGUUAAAGAAGGCCCUGGGGGUACUAGUGAAGCGGGGGUCGGCACAAGUGUUCGGGACUGGCGACGAGAUGGGUGUCAAGUUCUUUUAGAGCACGAAUAACUAGCCUAUGGAUGCGAGAAGAAGGUUGCGUCUAGUUCUGGAUAUACACAAAGCAAACAGUGACAGCGACAUAGGAAACAAACCGGAAUCAUAAUACACAAAAGACCAUAGCAGCAAUAGCA